AUGAAACCAAAUCACCCACAAAAAACUAUAAUAUUCUGCCCUAACUCUACCUCCACCUCCACCUCUAUCCGCGGCGACACUUCUUCGGCUACAACUGGACCUGCCUUUAACAACUUUACCUCUGAUAUUGAACAUCUCGAAGGAGUUUUGGGGAACGAUGAUGGGUUGUCUCAAAUUGCUUCCGAUUCCGUUCAUUAUAAUCCUUCUGAUCUCUCGUCGUGGCUUCAAUCCAUGAUUUGUGAGCUUAAUCGCACAACUGGACCACCAAUGGCUGACGAUUCAUUUAUGAACGCCAGCUCAGCUAGCGUCCGCGCCGUUGCUCCCUCGUCGGGUUUAACCUCUGUGUUUGUAGACGAUAUGCAAGCGAUACCCGGGAACGCGAUUUACCCUCUGAAGAAAAAAGCAAAACAUUCUCCUUCUUCUUCAUCGGGUGCCAUAUCCGCUUCAUCUUCGUAUAACUUGAAACCUAAACCCAACUCGAAUUCGGUGGUUCCGAUCUACAUUUUUUAG
This is a messenger RNA of Lactuca virosa, 510 nucleotides long. The record is from the annotation of a GenBank genome assembly. Lineage: Eukaryota; Viridiplantae; Streptophyta; Magnoliopsida; Asterales; Asteraceae.